CAAGUUCUAUUAUCCACUUGUCUUCUGUCAUCAGGUGAUCGAAUAGGGAGUAAAAAUCCUGAAAAAGGAUUGUGCGUGUAAAAUCAAUAAGUAAACAUGUCUGGAAAGGAAAAACUAGCUAUUUUCCCGUCUCGGGGUGCUCAAAUGUUGAUGAAGAGUCGAUUGGCUGGAGCACAAAAAGGCCAUGGACUUUUAAAGAAAAAAGCUGAUGCUUUACAAGUUAGGUUCCGUAUGAUCCUGAGCAAAAUUAUUGAGACCAAAACUCUUAUGGGUGAAGUGAUGAAAGAAGCUGCUUUUUCCUUGGCUGAAGCUAAAUUCACUACUGGUGAUUUCAAUCAAGUUGUGCUGCAGAACGUAACAAAGGCUCAGAUUAAAAUCCGUUCCAAGAAAGACAAUGUUGCUGGUGUAACACUCCCAAUCUUCGAGUCAUACCAGGACGGUUCAGACACAUACGAGCUAGCGGGUCUGGCUCGUGGUGGUCAACAGCUGUCCAAGCUGAAGAAGAACUUCCAGAGCGCUGUAAAGCUGCUCGUAGAGCUUGCUUCGCUGCAGACGUCAUUCGUGACCCUGGAUGAAGUCAUCAAGAUCACCAACAGACGUGUCAACGCUAUUGAGCAUGUGAUCAUCCCCCGCCUGGAGCGGACGCUGGCCUACAUUAUCUCGGAGCUUGAUGAGCUGGAGAGAGAGGAGUUCUACCGGCUCAAGAAGAUCCAGGACAAGAAGAAGAUUAUCAAGGAUAAGGCUGAGGCGCUGAAAGCAAAACUCAAGGCGGAGGGUCUUCUGGCAGAGGCGGCAGACUCGGCAAACUUGUUGGACGAAGGAGACGAAGAUUUGCUAUUCUAAACUUCAUGUACAGCUUAGAUUUUUUAAUUUGCUCGUAGUUAUAGUCAAAGUUGGUCCACGCUUAGACAUCGAAUCCAGCCAAGAAAUAUUAAGUCGAUGUGACGUUAUGAAAAGAAUUGAAGAUAAUUUAUGUUACUGAUAUUCAUUCUUACGUCGUAAGCUAAGUUGAUUUUCUUUUCGGUACAUUUGGGGCUAUUGUAAGCGAAUUCCACAUCUAACUUUGACUAUAUAAUUGAUAUUACAGUGUUGUUAAAUCUGUACAUACAUAUAGUUGUUGAAAGUAUAUUUACCGUUUUCAAUAAAUGGUAAAAUUUAUUGGGUAUUGCAUUAUUGUAGUUGUAUGCAAGCAUUCCAACAAGUCCUUAGUGUGAAUCGGGUUUUAUUUAAAAAAAAAACAUAACCUCAAACUUUUUAAAUGUUGGUAGUACUGUUCUGCGACGCACAAGUACCAACAUAAUAAUAUACAAUAAUUAUUCCUGAUUUCAUUUUGUUGACUACAACACUUUAAAUAAAACCUGAGGACAAAUUUGGUCAGACCAUAUUAUUUAGUUUGGUUUUGGCCAUAUUAUUUAAGAAUAAAUAACAACAAAGCAAGAGUAUUAAUGAAGUUUUGAACUGUUAAAUAUCGCAUUAUUUAAGAGUGAAUCCAUGUAAAUACAAGUUUGUGAAAUGAAAUAUAAUUAUUAUUAUUGA
Messenger RNA from Aricia agestis (brown argus), 1536 nucleotides. RefSeq names its product V-type proton ATPase subunit D. Gene Ontology annotation, molecular function: proton-transporting ATPase activity, rotational mechanism. The record is from RefSeq and is a predicted model, not a curated record. Gene Ontology annotation, cellular component: proton-transporting V-type ATPase complex. Lineage: Eukaryota; Metazoa; Arthropoda; Insecta; Lepidoptera; Lycaenidae. Bases 97 to 843 code for a protein of 248 amino acids. The transcript has 6 exons.